Molecule: messenger RNA, 2127 nt
Organism: Closterium sp. Yama58-4
Lineage: Eukaryota; Viridiplantae; Streptophyta; Zygnematophyceae; Desmidiales; Closteriaceae
Source: the annotation of a GenBank genome assembly
AUGGUGUUGGUGGUAACCCCAGGUGAAGUGGGAGCAGAUGCAGAAGGUGCAGAGGUUGUUGCAUCAGGGGCGCUAGUGGUAAUCCCUGCUGAAGAGACGGUGGUACCCCCUGGAGAAGGGUGGGCAUAUGCAGAAGGAGAGGAGGACUAUUCCGCAUCAGGGCGAGCACCACUGCUGCUGUGCGCACCACCUGGAGGAGCAGUUCGUGGUCAGGUGGAUGAUCAGGUUGAUGUUCAGGAGAAAAGCCAGGAGGAAACAACAGAAGCUGGUCUGGGUGAACAGAAUUCUGCUUCUGGUAGAGCUUGUGAGGUAGGCGGUUCGUCUGUCCCCGAACCUGCUGCCGAACCUCUUGCUUCUGUCCCCGAACCUGCUGCUGGUGCUGAACCUCCGGCAGCUGCCACCGAACCUGCUGCUUUUCCUUCUGCGACUGCUUCCGAGCCUCCCACCGACCCUUCUUUUCUAUCUCCUGCUGACGUGGCAGCAGUUAGAAUCGCCAUGCAGGCCAACCGUCGCUGCCAGCUGGCGCUCCACGAUUUGCUGGCAGCUGUGGAGGCUCGGGAGGGGCAGGCUCGGGAGCUGCUUCGGCGCGUCAGAACCGUGGCUGGCAAUUUGGAGGCUUCCUCGCGCGACAUGCCUGUGAAUGAGGAUCAGGGGGUGUUUGAGCGGUUGAGAGGGGUGAUGCCGCUGGUGUUUCGCGGGAGGAAGUGGGGGAAGGGGGAAGUGGGCGCGUUGCGGGAGGGGGUGGAACAGCAGGUGGUGCAGGGGAUGAUCGAGGAGGCGGUGAGGGAACGACCAGAAAUUACUCUGGAUAGGUCUCUCCUCCAGCGCACUAUAGCAGAGAUCAAAUCCCGCCAGCUCACACCAGAGGCCAUGCGUGCUGCCGUGGCGCGUGUUGAUUGGUCGACAGUGGCCGCUGCGUUUGUGAAUCCGGCCAAUAGGAGCAUCGGACGAGGGCUGCACCUCAGGCGCACGGCGCUGGAGUGCAAAUUGAGCUGGCAGCAUCAUCUGCGCCACGUCAGCAGGGCCGCGUGGACGCCCGAGGAGAACGACAGGCUGCGAUUGGCUGUGGGCGUGUUCGGCACGCCCCAUUGGAGGAGAAUCGCAGCCCUGGUGCCGAACCGCACCGAGGUGCAGGUUCGGGAGCGCUGGUGCAACGUGCUCGACCCGAACCUGAGGUUCGGGCCGUGGUCCGGCGAGGAGGUUCGGCGGCUGGAGGAGGCUGUGGGGAGGUUCGGCGUGGGGAAUUGGACGAACGUGGCUGUUGCUUGCUGGCCGAGAACAGACUGCCAGUGCAAGAGGCAAUGGCUCAGGAUGCAUCCAAAAGGAGGGCGGCAGAAGACACGGAGGCUAGGGGAUGCAACAGGCGAAGCAGAUGGAGCGGUGGGUGCAGUGGCAGCAACAGGUGCAGUCACACCAUCACAUGCAGUCACACCAUCACAUGCAGUCACACCAUCACAUGCAGUCACACCACCACAUGCAGUCGCACCACCACAUGCAGUCGCACCACCACAUGCAGUGGAAGGAGGGGAGCAAGAGGAGCGAGGGGGACAGGAAGGAGGAGGGGAGCAAGAGGAGCGAGGGGGGCAGGAAGGAGGAGAGGAGCAAGCGGAGCGAGGGGAACAGGAAAGAGAGGAACAAGAAGAGAGAGGGGAAGAGGAAGGAGGGGAGGAGCAAGAGCAGCGAGGAGAGGAUCAGGAGGGCAGGGGUGGGCUGGGAGAUCUCGAUGGGGGAUUCACAGGUGGAGGAGGAGGACUGGAGCUAAGGGAGGAAGGAGAAGAGCAAGGGGAGCAAAGGAUUGAAGUGAGAGUGGAGGAGGCUGGAAGAGGAGGAGGCCGGGCAGAAGAAAGCUUUCUUGGCGAAAUACAGGUCGAAAUCUCCGUACGAGAUGCUCUUAAUUCUGGUUAUGAGACGGUCUUGGAUGCUCCUGGUUCUGAGAUGCCUCAAGUCACCGAACCAGAGGCUAGGGCUGGAAACGGGCCAGAGGCUGGGAAUGGGGCGUUUCAAAGCUCGAACCUAGAGGCUAGGGAUGGAAAUACACCAGAGCCAAUGGUGCGGUGGAGUGCGGUGCAGAUGGUGCCAGCAGCGGUGAUGCUGGUGCCAGUGCUGUUGCUGAUUCUUCUGCAGUAG